AUGUCUGAUGCAGAAGCUGGGGAUGCGAAGGUAUGCGCUUCAUUGUAUUAAUUCUAGAAUCUAUUUUUCCUGAUCUGAUUGUUUUGCAGAUGGAGUGUGGCUUCUGUAUCAAGUUCAUGGAGUUUGUCCGAACAUCAGAAAGUUUUGAUAUCAUCAAGUUUACUCGCUUGGAGAUGAUGGACUCGUCAACAUGCGAUGAACAUGCGAAAGUCAUCGAAACCUAUCCGCAUCAUGACAACAUUAUGGACCUACCAAAUUUUAUUGGUCUUAAAUUAUCCAACACCGUUGAAUACUUGUCUCUUUGGCUUGACAUAGCGCCUGGCGUAGAUACUAGUAUAGGUAAUGGAAGUGAGGCAUAUGAGCGUUUUCUAGAAAUGCAGAGAAUGCGCACAAGGUUCGUUACUUUGAGACUUCUUCCUAGCGCGGAGCCAGAAUGUCAAGGAAAGCCUACAGCAAGAUAUAGAAACAACAAGUGGAUAGAUGUGAAGCUAUUGCUCCAAUGGAAACGACUAUGCGAUUCUCGAAACUACAAAACCUGUCACGUUGUAAAUGAUCUGACACAGGAGAAUAACUUUCACCCUACUUGGCUUGUCGACACACAGCGAAUGUGUUUGGUCCCAGGAGCAACUGGGAUAUCAUAUGUAGCUCUAAGCUAUGUGUGGGGAGAGGUUCCAUUCUUUAAAACUACCAGGGAGAAUAUUUCACAACUGCAACAAGAUUUCGCAUUAGCCAAUCCAAAAGAACUUGGAAUACCACGGACUAUUUCGGAUGCAUUAUCAAUAGUCAGCCUCUUGGACGAGCGCUAUCUAUGGGUAGAUGCCCUCUGCAUUGUUCAAGACCAUAACCAUACCAAGCAUACUGAAAUUAACAAAAUGUCCAUGAUAUACUCCGGAGCUACUGUCACAAUUUUUGCCGAGGAUGGAGAAGAUGCGAAUUAUGGCCUCCAAGGUUUACAAGGGAUAUCUCAGCCUAGAGACCGUUCCCAACCAGAUGCAAUUUUUACACCUAAGGAAGGGUAUCAUUUCGUGGUGGUUAAUGGUGACAAUGAUAGUGGGCCCGUAGCUACCUCAGAAUCAAAAUGGAGAAGAAGAGCUUGGACUUUUCAAGAAGACCUGUUCUCCAAGCGAUGUCUUAUUUUCAAAAGUAAAAGCGUUGAAUGGCGAUGUGGAUGCUGCUGUCUCGUGGAAGAUGUUGACGAAAAUCUUGUAAAGAACCAUGUCAUUACGUCUAGGGAGUUGAGAACAGAUUUUCUCCAGGCAUUUCCUCGCCUCACGAACUAUGGCCGUAUUGUCAACGCAUACAAUAUGAGAGAGCUCACCCAUCCACAGGAUGCAAUUUAUGCAUUUGCUGGUAUUACGACUGAGCCGAGUCGAAAAUUUAUUGGAGCUUUCAUUUGUGGAUUGCCAUUGUUGUUUUUCGAUGUCGCCCUAUGCUGGCAACCUAAGGAUGGCAAGUGCGAACGGAGAAUUCCCUCAGCAAAAGACAAAAAGCCACGAGAAUCGACGAAAUCAGGCCUCCCGAGUUGGUCAUGGAUUGGUUGGAGGUGUAGCUUGGACGAAUCACCUUGGCGCACCGGAACUAAUCAGUACGCCAAAAACUGGUAUCCACCUGCAACAAUACUUUCUUCUAUUCUGUGGCAUUCUUUGAAAUGGGGAGCCGAAGAAAGGAGGCCGAUUUAUCAGUCUCAGCGCCGAAUACAAGAACUUAGAACAUACGCGGUAUCAGCAACAGGGGAUGACGUGUCCUCAGGAUGGGAACGGUUUGAUUAUAGUCUAAAAUCGCGGAAAGAUCCCUAUGAGCCCGUUAUCGAGCAGGAUCACGGCUCAUCACCGCCUCGUUACUUCUACAAACACAAAUAUGAUCCCUCCCUUGAUUUCUGGCGUCCAUUUCCUACCUGUGACGACGAACAACUAGGCAUCUCGCUCUCUACCCCGGAACCCAAUAACGAUACUUUAAUCUGUGGCAGAACAACCAGAAAGCAUUUCUCGCUAAGUCAUGACCCUACAAAUCUUGAACAGGCAUCCCACAGAACUGCAUCCAUACAAGACAGCGAGGGCCAUUGGAUUGGGGCUAUACAUCUACAAGGCUCUUCCAAUAUUUUUGAUAUUGACCAGGAAUUGUCACCUUGUGAGUUCGUUUCGAUCUCGACUGGCUAUGUUAUCGAAAAAGAAGAAAGAUUCAUCGACCGUUUGGCGCUUGACGAAUUUAGUUCUGAAAGAAGAGUAUUACAAUGUUCUUUGGGUAGAACGGAAAGAUGGAAUUGCAUAUAGGAAGGCACUGGGACAUGUUAUAAAAAGUGCAUGGGAGGCUCAACCCCUCGAGGAGAUUGACUUGAUUUUGGGAUGA
Hymenoscyphus albidus is the source of this 2346-nucleotide messenger RNA. The record is from the annotation of a GenBank genome assembly. NCBI's taxonomy places the organism in Eukaryota, Fungi, Ascomycota, Leotiomycetes, Helotiales, Helotiaceae.